AUGGCAGCUCAGGCAAAACCUGAUUCCAGCUAUGCAUCUAAUCGCAUGACAAGGAGGAAUCCUCCCCGCAGGCACCUUUUGUCUAAUUUCAAUAAACCUGAGCCUGUAGAUGCGAAAAUCGAAGUCGCAGGAGUCAAUAAAGAGGCUAUUGAACUUAGCAUUGAGACAAAGCCGGAGAUUGAUACCGAUGCCGAGCCUUUAAGUUCCGACGAAAAGGAAAUCGAAGACCCCAUGCCAGACAUCGCUCAACCUAGCAUCGAGAACAAGCUUGAGAUUGAUACAGAUACCGAACCUCUCAGCUCUCCACCUCUCAGCUCCUAUGAUGAGGAAGCGGAAGACCCGAAGUUGAACGCUGCUCAACCCAGUAUCAAGAAAAAAUGGGAUAUCGACACCGAUGCCGAUCCUCUAAGCUCCGAUGAAGAGCAAGCUAGCGAUAGCGAUGCUUCCCCAUGUUGCAAAGAGGUGAAGUAUACGACUUUGGAGAAGAAGUUUGCGGAAGGAGACAAUAGGACAUACAGUAGCCCACAAACUUACAAUGGAUACUCUCGCAGAGGCGGGUUUGUGCGAAAACUCAGCGCUAUGAUGGGCUCCGAUGAUGACGACCUACUUUUCUUCUCCUCACAGAGCCAGAACAAGCGGCAUAAGAAAAAAUAUGCGUCCAAGGACACCUAUUUUAACAAGCCAGCUUUUUCUGCACGAGAGACCAAGAAAGCGAAAGAGCCGUCACCGGUCGAGGAUGCCCCCAAAGAGCUCGAGGAGACCUUUAUUAUCCCAAAGGAUGUUGAAAAUUCAAGUUUCAGAGAACCUCAUGGCGGAAAAGACCCAAACUCCAGUUUCUCGCACGGCCGAUGCACGAUAGAAGAAUACGAAGCAAUGUUGCUUGAAGAUGAUUCACCUCUUUCGUCACCGUCUUCUUCCACUUGCGAGCAAAUGUCGCAGCUUGAUGAACUCGCAGCCAAGGAGAAGCGCCAACAAUCACCACCCUGUAAAGCUUUGUGCCCGAUGUGCCACAAAGAAGUAGACUGGGCUUCGCUAGAACUGUUCAAAGCACAGCCGAAGCAACGAAUUCGCGAACAGGUGAUGUUCUGCGAAUCACACAAGCUCCGCAGUGCGAUGGACUUGUGGCGUGAUCGAGGGUAUCCUAAGAUUAACUGGGAAAAGUUUGAAGAGCGUGUUCAGAGCUAUUUUCCCGAACUCGAAAAACUGCUUUUCCCCGGUGCUUUCUCUUACUACCGAAACAUUCUUGGUACCUCUUUUGCGCCAGGGAAAGCGAGAAACUUCCGCGUGAGAGUGAGUGAUGACGAGAGGCUUGAGACGAUGACCUGUGGUUAUUAUGGUACCAUGGGUGCAACCAAGAUGCUAGAAGCAAUCAUCCGUCGUUUUUCUGUGGUUGUACGUCGCCUGGCGACAACAGAUGAGCUUAUCAAGACAGCAGGCGUGGCUGGCUACACACAGUCUGUUCUUGUGCCCGAGCUGGCUGUCCUAAUGGUCAAGGAUGACAUGAAAGUCAACGACGAAGAGGCCCGUCGGAUUAUGAGGGAGAGUAUGGACAUUGGCGAUAGAGUCAAUCCAGACCUCAACGUUGUCCCGAUGCCGGAAGAUGUCGAAUUAUGA
Molecule: messenger RNA, 1614 nt
Organism: Penicillium digitatum Pd1
Lineage: Eukaryota; Fungi; Ascomycota; Eurotiomycetes; Eurotiales; Aspergillaceae
Product: RTC4 family protein
Source: RefSeq, a predicted model, not a curated record